This is a messenger RNA of Cricetulus griseus (Chinese hamster), 1965 nucleotides long. The record is from RefSeq and is a predicted model, not a curated record. NCBI's taxonomy places the organism in Eukaryota, Metazoa, Chordata, Mammalia, Rodentia, Cricetidae.
CACAGAAAUAGAUCACCAUCUCCAGGACUGACAGACUAUACUUGGAAACAUAAAACAGUAUAAAGAGCUAAAGACUCACCUGCGACCUGAAGGAUGGCCUUUUACAUGGGUUCUGGAACAGCAGCUUACACUGAAAGAACAGCCAGCAGUGCUUUUGCAGAACACAACAGAUGGCAAAUUCCCAUUAAACACAAUGUCUUCGAAAUUUUAAAAUCCAGUGAGGGUCAGCUGUGUAAAGUCCUCCAGAAUAAGUUUGGGUGUGUCUCUACCCUGAGCUGUCUGAGUGUAGCAGGAAACAGCGCUCCUCCUGCUCAGCAGGUCUUCAGAAGGAUGCUGACCCCUUGGAUAGAGUUAUCUGUCUGGAAGGAUGACCUCACCAGACAUGUUGUUGAUGCUGUGGUGAAUGCAGCCAAUGAAGAACUUUGGCAUGGAGGUGGCUUGGCUGGAAGCCUGGUGAAAGCUGGUGGCUUUGAAAUCCAAGAAGAAAGCAGAAUAUUCAUUGCCACCUAUGGGAAAGUUCCAACUGGUCAAAUAGCUAUCACAACAGCAGGGAGGCUUCCUUGCAACUGGAUUAUCCAUGCUGUCGGGCCUCGGUGGACAGGCAGCCAGACAUCUAUUUCCCUUCUGAGACCUGCCAUUAAGAACACCCUAGACUAUGUCUGCAUAUGAAAUACACACAUUAAGACGGUAGCAAUUCCAGCCCUGAGCUCUGGAAUUUUCCAAUUUCCUCUGGAUUUGUGUACACACACAAUUUUAGAAACUAUCUUGCUUUAUUUUCAAGAGAAGCAACCCAUCAAUUAUUUGAAAGAGAUUCAUCUGGUGAGCAAUGAGGACCACACUGUUGCAUCCUUUAAAGAUGCAGCGGAAAACAUCCUGGGGAAGAUGGAGCUGAGCCCCAUCAGUCCAGGAACUACCCCUUCUUCCAAUGUGAUGCUUCAAAUUGGCCAGGGCCAGACUCUCCAGAUUGUCCAAGGCUGUAUUGAACUGCAAACAACAGAUGUCAUUGUUAAUUCUGGAUUCAUACACAAUUUUAAAAGUGGACGUGUGUCACAGUCAAUUGUUAAACAAGCAGGGCUUCAAAUGGAAAGGGAACUUGACAAGGUUAAUCUGUCUUCAGAUUACCAGAUGGUACUGGUCACAAAAGGAUUUAAAUUGUCCUGUCAGUAUGUGUUCCAUGUGGCAUGGAAAUUUGAAAAAAAAAAAUUACAGAUAUUGAAAGAUGCGGUGAAGACCUGUCUGGAAAAUUACCUGCAACCAGAUAUAAAUUCCGUUUUUUUUCCUACCCUUGGGACAGGACCCAUUGAGAUAGAGAAGAGUACAGCAGCCAGGAUAAUGGUAGAUGAAAUUUUAGCAUUUUUCAAGACGCACAUGAAGAAAACCCUGACUGUUAGGAUUGUGAUCUUUCCAGUGGAUGUGGAGACAUAAAGGGCUUUUUGUGCUGAAAUGACGAAGAGGUCCAAUGAGUUGAGUCUCAGCAGUAACAGUGUUCUUUCAGUCCCCCAGUGGACCAGAGGGGAGCAAAGAGGUGGACUUGAAGCCGGAUCCCCUGCCAUCAAUCUGAUGGGUGUAAACUCGGAAGAGAUGUGUGAGGCCAAAGAGUGGAUUGAAAGGUUGCUGACUUCUGAGGAACACCACAUCAUCGAGAAUAAUCACAUUCUCUACCUUGGCAAGAAUGAGCAUGACAAGCUGUCUCAGCUCCAGACAGCCUCAGGUGUCUCCAUUUCAGAGACUGUCAGUCCCCUGAAAGCAAUGCUAGAGAUUAGAGGUGCCCAGGCUGACCUCAUUGAAGCAGUAAUGAAUGUUGAGUGUAUGCUGUGUGAAGUUCAGGGAGAAGUGGCAAGAAAAAAGGAGAAAAGUCUUUUGGACUUGUUAGGACAGUGGACCGAUGAGCAAGGAAAACUGGAUGAAAUGGAAACAUCUCACACAUAUCUUCGUUACCCCAUACCUUUAACUCAGGAAAUUGAA